Messenger RNA from Erigeron canadensis, 1716 nucleotides. RefSeq lists its product as uncharacterized. Gene Ontology annotation, molecular function: microtubule binding. The coding region runs from base 44 to 1519 and encodes 491 amino acids. Lineage: Eukaryota; Viridiplantae; Streptophyta; Magnoliopsida; Asterales; Asteraceae. The transcript has 3 exons. The record is from RefSeq and is a predicted model, not a curated record.
GAUCUUAGUUAAUCAUAAAGUGUGAAGCUUCCAAGACUUCAUAAUGAGACCACAGAGUAUGGGGAGCGGCAAUAGACAGACUGAGCGACAGAUCUCAACUGAAGAUGUCAACUUCAAGAGGCGCAGAAGUUUCUCUUGGGAUACAGCCUUUUUCACUAAUGAAGGUUUUCUGGAUGCUGAGGAGUUGUCAAGCAUUAUUGAAGGAGGUGGGGAUGAUGUAAAGUACGAGUUAGAAAAAAUUGAUGAGAUUGAAAGUCUAGAAGCUAAGCUGUUUGAAGAAAUUGAAGCUUCAACGCAAAAAUCCGGAGAAAUAUCCAACCUAACUAAGUCAAGCAUCAAGGUGGCAUCAGGAAAGAAGGAUGCUCAACCAAAAAAGGUAACUGGACCUGUCGGUCCAUGCAGGGCUGCACCGAUCAAAACACAGUCAACAAGUGGGGGUUCUCCAGGGAACAUUGUUAAAUCCUCAUCAGCUACUGUGUCAAAGAGAAGCAUUGGUUCCAAACCGAGUAAGGCUAUGGCUGAUUCACCCUCCAAAACACCUCCUGGAACCAAAACGAAGAAUAAAAUGGCACCAGUUAUUACCCGUCUUCCAAGGACAUCACCUUCUAGUCCCAUUAGUCCAGGAUCAUCAUCUUCACCCUCUGCUGUCAAUCAACAGUCAAAACGAGGUAGUCUUAGAUCAUUGGUGAGCAAUGAGAAACUAUCAGCAACUAAUGCAAGAAGACAGGAUGAUCGGAAAACCGGUAAAUGUGUAGGUGGUCUAAUACUGAAGGCAACAUCAAGUAUCAGCUUGAAGAAUAAACCUCCACCGCUUAAUUCUCAUCCAACAUCACCUUUGGGGUUAUGCAACUCGACGUCAAGUUCCACAACUCAACGGCCGCCUGAAUCAUCACUAUCAACCUCUACAGUUGAUCAAAGGUCAAGAGCAAGGCGUGGUAGAGGCACUAGUGUUCAUAACAGAUCCCUAAACAGUGAUGCUUCUGCCAUAUCGACUUUAAAAGGCCACCCCACUAAUCAGAUUCCAGAGCGACAAGGAAAACAACCAGCAGGAUUUGGUUUAAAAGCUGGCUCAAGUACUCGAUCUUCUGUUCAAUCAACAGGACGUGGGAUGCCUGCAUCUAAGGGAAAGUCAUCCGAAUCUCGUGUAUUGCCUGGUAUGUCUAAAACUGAUGCUGCUCAGCAUAGCAAAUCCGGUAGCCCAAUUGGUGCAAAAGCGAGAAAGCCUUCUCCGAUCAAAAUGGUACCAAAUUCACAGAAAACUAGUAUGCCCAAAACUUCUCAAAGACAAUCAAGUGUCACAGCAAAACGGUCUAUUAGUGCUUCAAGGGGUGUGCAAAAUAUUUUCUUAAUAUCUCCAGAAGUUCUUGACAUUAAAGGUAAGAUAAAUGCAUUGAAGAUGGAAAUCGAUAUGCAAAAGAAAGAUAGAUGUAAGGAAAUCAAAAAGGUUUCUGCUGGAAGUGGUAAAGGCGACACAACUUCUAUAUAUGUUGGGCAGUAUACAAAUGAACCGAACUUCUGACAAGAAUGCACUCUAUGAUGCCAAAGAUGUCGGUAAAUAUCAAGAAGAUUUACGAAUAAAGGAAAGUUGAAAGACUGUCUUCUUUUCAUCUUUUUGAACUGGCCGUAACUUCUGAGGUUUAUUGGAGUUGCUUAAGAGGUAAAUCAGGAAAACUGAAGCUUGUAAUACGACACAGGUGUUUUAGUUGUUGGUUUCGA